AUGAGAAUCGAAAUAUUAUUCAUUCUGUGCUCCAUUCCACAAUCAAUUUUUGCAAUGGAUUAUUAUCACACGAAUUUUGAGGAUAAUAAAGUUACUGGUGCAGAAAAAUCUGUGAAUUCCCAUUCAAUCCAGCUCUAUUCUCGUGUUUCUCGAGAUGCUAAAAGUGACAAAUGGGCGGUUAUAAUCAGUCGUAUUCAAAUGCUUUCCCGUAUUGCAAAUGGUAUUUAUAUACAACAAGAGUUACGCGACAAGUCAUUUGUUCCUGAUCAAUUUAUUGCUGAGUUGUUCAAUCUUGGAGAUUCAUUGAGUAUUGAUGAUAUAGAUGAUUCUGAUUUAGGCAGUGCUUUGAAGUCUAUGGAUGGUAUGGUUUCUGGAAGUGGAAUGGUUAAUACAACGGAGAACUAUUUAUCAAAUAUUGGAGCACAAUUGAAAUCUUCAAACAUUACGAAUAAUACUAAACAAUGGUUUGAGGAUGAGAUGUAUGCAAUUGAUUUCCGGAGAAUUGGCAAUGGAAAUUUCAACUCUUCUUUUGUGAAAAAAAAAUCGGACCUUGAACACAUUCAGAAAGGUUACGAAACUUGUUUUGAGAGGCGGUGCAAUAUUCACUAAAGCAUUAUCAAAUGCAAUGAGCCAAUUGAAAACCACAACAGAUGAUGUGUAUCCACUAGUUCAAUUAUCCGAAUUCAUUAAGAAAAUGCUUCAAGAAAAACAACCGGAAGAUGUAGAUGUGAACGAGUUUAAGAAAUACAUUCGCGGCAUUUCAAAUGCAAUUGGAAAUGUAAAAAAGGUUCGUAAUAGUAUUGAAACUAUCUUCAAACUGUUAAGUGCACAUUUCGAAUUAAACAACAAUCGAAAGUACACAAUUGGAUUAGUGGAUGGAUAUAAGGAUUUGAUUAAACUAAAUAGAGACUUGAGUAAUCAGUGGUUUGAAGAAAAUGAAGUGACAGAAAUACGAUCCACUUGUUACUCAGCUACCGAUUGAUUCGAUUAAUUCCAUUGAAAAGAUUACAUUGUGUUGCAAUUCAAUUCCGGAAAUCACUGUGAAUCUUACAAGUAUCCUGGAACUCCGUGAUAUCGCAUCAGAUACGGAUAAAUUGUUUGUUUUGCUCAAAACCAAUUCGAUUCAACUUUUAAAUAUGUUGAGUAAUGCAACGAUUCAAGGAUUCUAUGAGGAAAUCAUUGGAAUUAUCAAUCCAGAAGAUAUGAAGGACAUUGACCAAGCGAGGAAAGUGGCUGAGGAAAUAUUAAAGUAUCCAAAUUAUCAAGAAUUAAUUCAGUUCAACGAUGUCGUAUAUAAUAAGUUAAGCGCACUCUACUUUUCAACCUACCAAUCGACAGCAACUAAAUCAGUUGUCGUGUUGGGAGAAAUCAAGAAUAAUGCGGACUUGAGACAAUUCGUGAAUGUGAUUAGUUGCUUGGUACAGAGUCGCAAUGGUUUGGAGGCGAUUCACAGUACGUACGAAAACACAAAAAUCUGACACUCAUCGGUGAAAUAGUGAAAAGGGGUCUGGGAUCUGCUUCAACUUCACCGUCCUCUGUAUGCCAGGUACUGGAGAAUCUCCAGAGCUUACCGGAAACAAGACCCAAUAUAUUGGAUACAGUAGGCAGGAGAAGACGUGGUUGUUCAGUACAGUGGCUGUGGGCGCCAUGUUCGGAUUGUUUCCAGUGAUCAUUGGAAUCAGUACAUAUGGAUUGCGAAAAGUGUUUUUUGCCGCUGGUAUGUUGACCUCGUUUACAACAUUUUUGAUUCCUAUCGUGGCAACGAUGAAUUUCAAUUUGUUCCUGCUGAUGAGAUUCCUACAGGGAAUGUCCUACGCCGGAUGUAUGCCAGCUGUUGGGGCCAUCACUUCUUCCUGGGCAUCUCUAACCCAACAGGGACUGUUCAUUGCUGCACUGACCACAUUCGGGCAGCUCUCCUCAAUUUUCUCAAUGCCGAUUGCUGGGGAGCUCUGCGUUUCUCCGCUUGGCUGGAAGUCUGUCUACUUUCUGCAUGCCGCAAUUUCAAUGGUCGUUUUCUUGGCGUGGUUUGCAGUUUUUACAGAUUCACCGAGCACCAACAAGCUGGUAAAGUCCUCGGAGCUUCUCGAAAUCCAACGAGGAAAGUCCGACGCAGCAAAUGGCAAGCGAGAGGCGACACCUUACCUGGAAAUUCUCACAACUCCAUCUGUCUGGGGUAUAUGGAUUGGUGCUCUGGGAGAUCUUAUAGCCGUCCAACUGAUUCACAUCUACUCACCUGUCUAUUUACACGAUAUUGGAGGCUAUUCAGUGGAGAAGACCGGCUUUGCAGCGGCCGUACCGGUGCUGUUUCAGUUUUUCAUGAAGCUUUUUGCAGGCCACUCCAGUGACCGAAUCUCUGGAGUAUCUGAGACCACAAAGCUCCGGAUCUACAAUACAAUUGCUCUGGGCGCCAGCGCUGUAUUUCUAGCUGCUCUUGGUUUUGUGAAGGAAGGCCAAGGACUGACUGGCCUGAUACUCAUGACUGUAGCAACCGCGAUGUUCGGAUUCAAUGGUGGAGGUUUUAUUAAGUGCGCCGCCCUUGUCUCCCGACAGCACAAUCAUUUUGUCAUGGCAAACGUCCAGUUUCUGCUGUGCCUCUCGAUGCUUCUCUGUCCAAUACUAGUAUCAUUUUUGCUUCGACACGGAACUAUAGCCGAAUGGAGAUUGGUUUUCUUUGUUCACGCCGGAAUUCUUGCAGUUUGUAAUCUUAUAUUUUGUCUGUUGGCCACUGCAAAACCGGCUCCAUGGACAGAUCGGACGUUGAAGCCAUCGGCGUCGAGAAACACACCAUUGUAUACAAUAAAGUAUUGA
Molecule: messenger RNA, 2808 nt
Organism: Caenorhabditis elegans
Lineage: Eukaryota; Metazoa; Nematoda; Chromadorea; Rhabditida; Rhabditidae
Source: the annotation of a RefSeq genome assembly